This is a messenger RNA of Pyrus x bretschneideri (Chinese white pear), 804 nucleotides long. Its product is annotated as early light-induced protein 1, chloroplastic-like. Bases 114 to 695 code for a protein of 193 amino acids. The transcript is spliced from 2 exons. Lineage: Eukaryota; Viridiplantae; Streptophyta; Magnoliopsida; Rosales; Rosaceae. The record is from RefSeq and is a predicted model, not a curated record.
CAAGAUUAAUACACAAGAACUAAAGAUCAACCACUUCAAACUAAGCCGUCAAAGUUUCCUAUCUCCUCUUUGUUUAUCUUUAAUUUGGGAUUACUGCAAUAGCAUCACAUACAAUGGCAGCAUCACCUUCCAUGCAAUCGCUUCUAGCUAGCUCGGUAGUUUAUGGAGCUGGAAAGAGCAGAUCAGUGAGAGUUAGCCACCUUGUUCCUGCUAAUAGGUUCCGUCGCAUGGUUGUCCGCUCCACGGCCGAGAAUGGUCAGGAGGAGCGACCAUCUUCUUCAAUACCAGAGGCAUCCAAAAUCCCACCACCGCCUCCUACACCUACUCCUUUUCCUCCUCGUCCAAAGAAGGCCAGCACUAAGUUCUCAGAUGUGUUUGCAUUCAGUGGGCCAGCCCCGGAGAGAAUCAACGGCAGACUUGCAAUGGUAGGGUUUGUUUCAGCUUUGGCAGUGGAGCUAUCCAAGGGCCAGGAUGUGUUUUCUCAGAUCUCCGACGGUGGAGUUUCGUUAUUCCUUGGAACUAGUAUUUUGCUCUCAGUGGCAUCUGCGAUUCCUCUAUUCAAAGGAGUCAGCGUGGAGUCCAAAUCAAAUGGGCUCAUGACGUCUGAUGCCGAGCUCUGGAACGGAAGGUUGGCCAUGUUAGGUUUGGUUGCUUUGGCCUUCACUGAGUAUGUGAAGGGAGGGACUCUUGUUUGAUUAGGUCCUAAUUCGUACGGGUGUUUUGUAGCUUUAAUUAUUCCUUGGAAAAGUUUCCACAUGUAAUUAGGGUUUACCAGUUUUUAUAAGAAAUUCGGGAUGUCGUCAA